This is a messenger RNA of Balearica regulorum gibbericeps (East African grey crowned-crane), 1891 nucleotides long. The record is from RefSeq and is a predicted model, not a curated record. Lineage: Eukaryota; Metazoa; Chordata; Aves; Gruiformes; Gruidae.
CUGAUACUCCUCCUCCUGCUUACCUGCCUCCAGAAGAUCCGAUGACACAUGAUACCUCUCAGCCGAUGGAUACCAACAUGAUGGCACCCACAAUUCCCCCUGACAUACACAGAGGAGAUGUUCAGGCGGUUGCUUAUGAAGAGCCGAAGCACUGGUGUUCCAUUGUCUACUAUGAGCUGAAUAAUCGUGUUGGGGAGGCAUUCCAUGCUUCUUCCACCAGUGUCCUGGUGGAUGGCUUCACUGAUCCUUCAAACAACAAGAACAGAUUUUGCCUGGGGCUGCUCUCAAACGUUAACCGCAACUCCACCAUUGAGAACACUAGGCGGCAUAUUGGCAAAGGUGUGCACCUCUAUUAUGUUGGUGGGGAAGUGUAUGCUGAAUGUCUUAGUGACAGUAGUAUUUUUGUGCAAAGUCGGAACUGCAACUACCAUCAUGGGUUCCAUCCCACCACAGUCUGCAAAAUCCCCAGUGGCUGCAGUUUGAAGAUUUUCAAUAAUCAAGAGUUUGCUCAGCUCUUGGCUCAGUCAGUGAACCAUGGCUUUGAGACAGUGUAUGAGCUUACUAAGAUGUGCACUCUCCGUAUGAGUUUUGUAAAGGGUUGGGGAGCUGAAUAUCAUCGCCAAGAUGUAACGAGCACUCCAUGCUGGAUAGAGAUACAUCUUCAUGGUCCCCUUCAGUGGCUGGAUAAAGUACUUACUCAGAUGGGCUCUCCUCAUAACCCUAUUUCUUCAGUGUCUUAAAAGGUCCUAAGCUCCUGCAUUUUGGAAACAAUUGAGCCUUGCAUGUACUUGAAGGACGUAUGAGUCAGACACACACUUCUCCCCACCCCCUCGAACUGGCAACAGCUGAAUAAGAGCCUUGAAAAUACUUGACUUCUGUGACCAACUGUUGGAUUCAGAAGAAGAAAAGAGGAAAAAAAAAAAAAACACCCCAAACACCAACAAAACCCCAACCCCUUUGACAUACUGUUGGUAUCAAGAAUUUUAGUUUACAUUGUAAUGUACUGUUGCAAAGUUGAUUUGCAGGGCUUAGUGCAACGGGGACGACCGAGCCAAAACCACAAUCUGUUGGACCGAGUUCCCGAAGGAUCUUCCUGUAGCUGGCACUCUGAGAUUCUCUUUCUUCCUUAUGUUCAGCGCAUGCUGUUUUCCCCUGUGUCCUCUGGGGCUAAGAGGCGAUGUCAGCGAAGUCUGCUUUUUGCAGGCUCUCUGCAGUACAUUUUAAAACCAUUUGUCUAAGUUGAUGGUUGCUGUUCUCUUUAAAAGAAAAAAAAAAGUCAUAAAGUUUAAUCUCAAUAACUAUGUAAUUAUCUUUGAAAUUGUGUCCUGACCAUACUGCUGUAAGAAUGUUAGGUAUGUUUUUUGCUAAAUGUAUGUACGGUGUAUUUGAAAGUUUAGAAAUUAAUUAGAUUUAGACCAUAAAGGAAUUAGGAGUAUUUGAAUGGGGGGGGAGGUGGGAGUGGGAAGGGAAAAUGACAACUGAACUGUAGAAUAUAUUGUAAACAUAGCUUGUUAGUUUAAACUGAGGUCUGAGUUUUGCUGUGCAUUUCAUUUUUGUAGUGGCUUCAUCUUGUUAAUUCUGACUAUUUUUGCCUCUUCGUUUUCCCCCAAAAUGAUUGCACACCUGGUUAAUUCUUUUACCUGUGAAGAGGACAAAACGAUUAAUUCCUGCAGUUUUAAGGCUGCACCUCUAUGUAUUUCAAGACAAAAUUGUACAGAGUGCUCUUUAACUAUUGAGCAGUUUUAUACAGUUUAUGUAACAGAAGUAGGCUUUUAAUUUUGUAAGAGAAUCUUGUUUUGCCAAACCUAGUAACCAUUAAUUGUUUGGAGGACUUCGAAAUCCCUGUGUGGGUCUAUUUCAAACUUAAAGAAAAUAUAUAUUUUUAAUUUUU